Fusarium venenatum is the source of this 1050-nucleotide messenger RNA. NCBI's taxonomy places the organism in Eukaryota, Fungi, Ascomycota, Sordariomycetes, Hypocreales, Nectriaceae. The record is from RefSeq and is a predicted model, not a curated record.
AUGGCUACUUCGAUAGGCCCGGGCCCUCCUCCAUCGAUGGCCGAGACCACAGGAGAUCGUCUCAUAACGGUUCUUGUGGUUGUUGUGUUUUCCGCCAUCGUGUCGCUUUUGGUGCUCGGUUUGAGGAUAUGGUGUCGUUGGUCAAUACAAGCUGUCGGUUUGGAUGACUUUACUGCAAUAAUGUCUACAUUAUGCAUAAUGAUAUUUGGUUCCGGGAUACUUGCGUUAAUACCCCUCGGUCUCGGUGACCCAACGGGACAAAUACCGGCCGACAAGAUGGCCGAUUUCUACAAGGCAUAUUGUGCAUAUAUCGCAACCUUCUUCUACGGCCAAGCCCUUUUUUGGGCCAAGAUGUCUUUCGUACUACUUUAUUAUAGAAUCGUCUCGAUGUCUCACUGGAGAUGGACUUAUAUCGGUGCGAUGGUCUUUCUGGUCCUCUGGAAUAUCAGUGUCAUCUUGGUCUUCUUCCUGACCUGCAUUCCUAUGACAGCCAUCUGGAAUCCGGUAGUAAAAGGGAGAUGUGUAGACCAUAAGAUGGAACUCGGAUAUAUAUGCGCUGGAAUAAGCAUAUUUACCGAUUUAGCUGUCGCAGUCUUACCUUUGCCUUUCAUCUGGAAGCUGAAUCUUCGCCGUUCACAAAAGAUCGCCUUGUCUGCAGUCUUUCUGCUGGGCUGCUUCUCAAUAGCUUUAGCCAUUGUGAGGAUACGAUGGGCUAAUUUGUGGUCUACGUCAACAUGGGAUAUCGUUCGACCUCAACUCUGGGGUCUUGCAGAGAUUACAUCCGCGCUGAUAUGUGCCUGUGUACCUACGUUCAAGCCUCUGCUUGUCCGACUCAAUGCCAUGAGACCCCGUUGCCAGAGGACCGAGCAGACACCUGCUGUCCGACAUCAACGCAGCGACGACGAGAUGGGGUUGAACAUGGACACAGUGACAAAGGUUGCAAGUCAAAGUCAGGGGAGUUAUGAUGAAGAUCCCCAAAGGACAUUGAGGGCACAUUGGUACGGGACCAAUACAUAUAUCGAAGCCAAGCAGCAUCCGUGGAGGAAGUAG